Molecule: messenger RNA, 2056 nt
Organism: Elgaria multicarinata webbii
Lineage: Eukaryota; Metazoa; Chordata; Lepidosauria; Squamata; Anguidae
Product: phospholipid phosphatase 3-like
Exons: 6
Coding region: 261-1211 (316 amino acids)
Biological process (GO): signal transduction; phospholipid dephosphorylation; phospholipid metabolic process
Cellular component (GO): plasma membrane
Molecular function (GO): phosphatidate phosphatase activity
Source: RefSeq, a predicted model, not a curated record
CCCCCCUCCUGGACCUUGCCAAGCUGCAACCAAGAUUAAGCCCCUGCCACAUCCCGGUGCUCAAGGGCUGGAUUUUGCCCCAUCCUGCUAUCCACACCAGGGACUAGAAGUCUGGAUCCUUCAUUUUGCUGCCAGGAACUGAAAAACUCCGUUGAUCUCUUCCCCACCUGGAACUAAGUGUUUGGAUUCUGUGUUUGUUGCAGGGGCUAAGUAAGUGGAUCCAGCCUGAUCCCACAGGGGCGAGUUGAUCUGAAGGAAUCAUGCAAAAAGAGCAAGCUGGACUCCUGAAUGUUCUGCCUGGGCAGCGGCCGAAAGAUGGAGAUGUCCAGGUGACUGUGCGCAGCUCCAGGUGUGGCGUGCCUAGUGACUUGACCGCUCAGAGAGUACCGCUGAGGAAGACCCUGGUGGCUUUGGAUAUCCUGUGCCUCAUUGUGGCCUCCACGCCGUUCUUGAUCUGUGAGGUAAACAUCAUCCCCCCUAUACGCCGCGGCUUCUUCUGCAAUGAUAGCAGCAUCAGCUACCCGCUACAGCACGCCGAGACCAUCAAUGACCUGGUGCUCAUCUCGGUGGGCAUCCUUAUUGCUGCUCUAGUGAUUAUCCUCGGGGAAAGCUGCCGGGUGCACAGCCUGCCCCAGGCUUCGCAAUCCCCCCUGUCCAACCCGUACGUGGUUGCCCUCUACAAGGAAAUGGGCGCCUUCCUGUUUGGCUGCAUGGUGGGCCAGUCGUUCACCAACUUGACCAAGGUUGCUGUGGGCCGCCUGCGGCCGCAUUUCCUGGCUACGUGUCGGCCCAACUUCACUCGCCUCAACUGCGCUGAGGGAUACCUGGAGGACUACGUCUGCACUGGCAGCACUUCUGCGGAAAGAGAGGCGAGAAAGUCCUUCUACUCCGGCCAUGCCUCCUUUGCCAUGUAUACCAUGAUGUACCUGGUGUUUUACCUGCAGGCACGGUUCACCUGGCAGGGUGCUCGAACGCUACGCCCCCUGGUCCAGUUUGUGCUGUUGAUGCUGGCGAUAUACACGGGGCUGACCCGCAUCUCUGACUAUCGGCACCAUCCUUCUGACGUGGUGGUGGGGCUACUACAAGGAGCAUUCGUGGCGUACUGGGUGGCCUUCAACGUCUCCAGCAUGUUCCAGUGCAAACACCAGCUUUACCCCGCAUCUCCGUCCCUCAAGGUCACUCCCAGCCUCGACUGCCACACAGACUGCUAGGAGAUGCCAGGAACAGGCUGCUCAGGGAUGCUCGCUGACAAUCGGGGAGGCCUUCUCUGUUUUUCUGGCCGAAGGGGCCUUGACCAUUUGUGCCGGUGGCUUGGCGUUCGCCACCAUGCUGACUGCACGGGCACCAGAUGGCACAGCCGCUGCCUUUACUGCCUGCUAGGGGCUACUGGGGGAUUUUGCUUGUUGCAGUGCCGACUUCCACGGUUGCGCCAACUGCUUAAAGCACCAGGAAGGCAAGAGGGUAAUGCCCCAGGAGGGCGCCUCUGUGCCAGCACCAAAGAUUCCUCCUGGUCUGGUUUCCCUUUGGGCUUGAACACACCAAGCCACUCUUCAUUUCCUUGUGAGCUUCCCCUUCGUCAGAGGACAUUAUGUCCACAUCACCACUAUGGUUUUGAGCUUCCUUUUAGACUAUGGUUGCAGAGGACGCUCCAGAAGGAAAUCCCAUCUUUUUACCAUUGCUCUUAUUCAGGAAGACCUACCCUUCCUCCUCAAUGGUACUGGAAUGAUUCCACCACUGAAGUAUUAUGUACUUGUGCUGCGUCGCUAGGAGGAGGACUGAUCCGCUGGAGGAUUCUAGCAGUGCAUCUCUGCUGCUUGAAAGGCAGUUGUGUGUCUUGCAGAAACAGGCGCAUGAAGGAAUGAACCACAAAUCCUGAAGCUGGAGGGGACAGGAGGAGAAUCUCUACAAAGUCAUGGAGGACCUGUGGGCUUCUACCACUUCAUUGGUGCUCCCAGAUGCUGCCAAGUCCCACAAACCCUCCACUCCCUCACCUCUUCUACCCCACCCCAUAAUGUGAAUUGUAUUUCUUUUUUGUAAUAAAUGGUACUGACAAUCA